Molecule: messenger RNA, 3027 nt
Organism: Acanthamoeba castellanii str. Neff
Lineage: Eukaryota; Discosea; Longamoebia; Acanthamoebidae
Exons: 26
Coding region: 1-3027 (1008 amino acids)
Biological process (GO): protein folding in endoplasmic reticulum
Cellular component (GO): EMC complex
Molecular function (GO): protein binding
Source: RefSeq, a predicted model, not a curated record
AUGGGAGAGCACGCAGGGGCAGGGCGCCUCCGAUCGCCUUCCAUUCUUUACGUUAGUCUACUUGCUGUUCUGCUAGCAGUAUGUGUUGCUUCGACAUCAGUCGGCGCGCAGGCCAUUUUCCAAGAUCAGGCCGCCAAUUUUAAAUGGUACGAGCAGAACAUCGGCUUGGUGCAAGAUGCCCACUUCCCGGCAGGAACAUCCAAGACCGCUAUUCUAUCCACCGAGGCUGGCAUCAUCACCUCUCUCAAUCUGCGCAACAACAAAAUCGCAUGGAGGAACCUCCUGCCCAACAAUGAGGCCGCCGAAGUCUUUGUGACAAGCGAAGACGGUCACGUUGUGUUCACUGUGAGCGGCAACGGCAAGCAUGCAUCGCUGUGGAACGUGGUCGAUGGUUCGCUGUUGUGGAGCCAGGAUCUCUACUCCUUCGCUGACAUGACCGACGAGAAGCUCGCCGCUAUGCAGCAGGACAAGGACAUCCUCGUGUCGGCCAAGUUCAUCAAGGACCUCAACAACGAUCGGGCGGAUGAUCUCCUCGUCGCUAUCUACGAUCGGGUUCACCUCUUGUCUGGCAAAGGUGGCGUCACGUUGUGGUCUUGGACCGCUCCCAAUGAUGGCAAGGUGCACCAGGCCUACAUAGCUCGCGUUAAGCGUAGCGUUAGCCUGGUCGUGCUGGGCACCACCGAGAAGGAGAAUGGAAGCGAGUACUUUGUGGCGCUGCUUGACCCCGCCACCGGAAAGCCGACUAGCGAAGACGGACCCUUCCCCGUGUCCCUCCCUGCGACCGCCAAGCUCGGCAAGCUCUCUGACUGCGUGUGGGUGGGCAGUGCGAGCAUCCUCUUCUGCUUCGAUGCCAACGGGAAGGACCUGUGGCAUGCCGGCAUCGAUCCGCUUCACCCUUUCGGCCUCGAGUUCAAGAGGUUCCCCUACACGGGCGGCUUCGAAGCUGAAGAGCUCGAGGGUCCCAAGUCGAUCAUCGGCUACCCCAGCGGUCUCAUCGUCCGCGUGUCCAACCGCGACAUCAUCUAUGGCAUCAAGGGCCUCGCCAUGGGAACGGUUCACCAAUACCCCAAGGAAAAGACCCCGCGUACCUAUGGCUCGUUCGUUCGCGUUGAGAAGAGGCCCGGCUAUGAGGGCGGUCUUGAGGACAUGGAGGUGACGUAUCUCGCUGCCGCGAGCACCACCGAGGCUGGCAUCACGAUCGAUAUCAUCGAUUGUGACGCCAGGAAGGUCGUUCACGUCAUCAACGACGAGUCCAUCACCACCGCCGACCACGGCUCCGUUUUCCCCAACGUGAUUCCCAAGAAGGACGGUUCCUUGCAGUUCCGAGUGCUGGUGGUCAGCCAGGACCACUCGCUCUCUCUCGCCUCCGGCGACAAGUUCCUGUGGACGCGUGAGGAGGCCUUGGCCGGAAUCGCGCAAGCCGAGAUAAUCGAGCUCCCCGCCCCGCUGGCUCUGCGCGAGGCGCUGCAGAAGGAAUUCGGAAACGAGGAUACCGUCGUGAGCGUGCCCAUCAUCGGUGACUUCCUCAAGAGGAUCAGCGCCGAUGCUCAUCAGCUGCUGACUCUGCUGGGCGUUCUCGGUGAGAAGAAGGACGGUGCCGGAGAGGGUCACCAGGGCGAGAACGACGAGGCGCUCACCAAGGACAGGUUCGGCCUGCGCAAGCUGGUGGUCGUCACCACGCAGUCGGGCAAGGUCUACGCGCUCCACUCGACCGACGGCUCGAUCGCCUGGUCCAAGUUCGUUCGCGACUCCACGCCCCUGAGCCUCUUCCUGUCCCGCUCGUCGUCCCACCCUCCGCCCAUCGGCGUCAUCGUUGCCCGUGAUACUACGAGUGGAGCUGGCCGCAUUCUGCAGGUGAAUCUGCUGACGGGCGAGGAGGUGGAGGACGCCACGACGCUCGACCACGCCGUCAAGCAGUCGGUCGUGCUGCCCUACACGGACUCGACCUUCCGCCACCCGGUUCUCGUGCUCGAUGCCGCCAACCAGGGUCACAUCGUUCCCGACACCCAGGAGAACCGGAACCUGGUGGCUGCGAAUGCAGACAAGAUCCACAUCUACCUGGUCGAUAAGGAGAAGGCCAGCGUCGAGGGCUACGGCAUUGACGGCGACAUCACCAAGCCCAUGACGCUCCUCUGGAACGUUGUGGAGGCCAUUGCGCCCUCGCGAAGCUUGAGCGUGGGUCUGCCCGUGCUCAUCCGCGGAGACAACUCUGUCACGCCCAAGUACCUCAACAAGAACCUCCUGGCCGUUGCCACAUCGUCGUCGAACACCUUCGUCUCGUCUACCAACAAGCGUGUGCUCGAAACGACGGUUGGCAUCUACCUCAUUGAUACCGUCACCGGCGCCGUUGUCUUCCACACCUACCACAAGAACGCCCAGGGUCCCGUGAACCUGGUGCAAGGCGACAACUGGGUGGUGUACCACCUGUGGAACAGGAAGCUGCACAGAUUCGAGAUGAGCGUGCUCGACCUCUUCGAGCCGCAGAUGAACUGGAAGGAGACCACCUUUUCCGCCCGCACCGCUCCGCUGCCUCAGGUGGCGUCCCAAUCGUAUGUCUUCAACAGUGGUAUCAAGGCCAUGGCCACCACCAACACCGCCCGCGGUCUCACCCAGAAGCAGAUCAUGGUGGGAAUGAGCUCGGACCGACUCCUCGGCAUCGACAAGCGAUUCGUGGACUUCCGCCGGAAGCCCAAGGAGUUGCUCACCGAUGACGACAAGAACGAAGGCGUCAUUCCCUACAUGCCCGAGUUGCUCUACCGCGCCUCCGACAUUUUGAAUCAGAACAACACCAUAUUCGGGCUGCGAGGAAUCCAGACGGCGCCGACCUACCUGGAGUCGACCUCCCUCGUGUUCGCGUGGGGCGUGGACCUGUUCUACACGCGUGUGACACCGUCGGGCGCCUUCGACAUGUUGAACGAGGACUUUGAGUACUACCCGCUGCUGGCCACGGUAAUCGCCGUGGUGGUGUUGACGGUGGUCACGUCGUUCCUCGUCGCCAGCAAGAAGCUUCGAGAAGCCUGGCAGUAA